Aspergillus calidoustus is the source of this 2144-nucleotide messenger RNA. Lineage: Eukaryota; Fungi; Ascomycota; Eurotiomycetes; Eurotiales; Aspergillaceae. The record is from the annotation of a GenBank genome assembly.
GUGGAAGCGACUGACUGGCAGAGCAUCAAAGACGCUGGAAUCCGUGGCGGUUUCAACUUGUGGCUCGUCCGAUCAGGCUUAGUUUGAAUUAGUACUGUACGGUAUUACUAAUUAGAUACCAAGGGGCCCAAGGGGCAUGGCAAAAGCAAAUGUCCGGAGACGCUAAGGCGUUUUUGACUUGGUUCCUGAUGAUCAUGUGAUAGCACUAGGCUGAAGGUAUCCAAAUUUUAGUCUGGUGAUGAAGACGUUGUGGCCUUGGUGCCUUACGUUAAAACAUCCUUUGCAGAUCCGGUUCCAUUAUACAAGUCUCCUUUUUCACGACUUCACUUUACUCUCUCACUACCGCUGAAAUAGCAAGUCCUUUGAAAGAUCAUUUGGUAUUGGAUCAGUUCGAAAGCACCAAAUGCGCAGACAAUCUUGAAGGGCUAUUUGAGUAUACAGCCAGAUGCGGAUUCCUUGAUCUGAAAACCCCCGGGGAAGUGUUAAUACUCCCCUGAGGUAUAACCCGCAUGGCAUUCGUCCGCUCGAGAUCAGUCUCCUCAUUGCCGCUUAACCCAUGGCAAUUCAAAACCCGCCGUCGGGAGGCCAAGUCCGAGUCCAGGAAGCGCAAGAAGGAGUAUGAGACAGGGGAGGAUGAGGAUGAUACUCACAACGGCGACGGUGGCUGGACCACAGAUGCUGUAUCUGACCUAGGGACCGCAGCUCCUUCUGCCAUUCUGUCGCCCGAAGAGGCACACCAGUAUCGCGUUGCUGGUCUCGGUUUCGGUGAGGAAUUACCUGGUGGACAUUUCCCACAUGGUCCAGCAAAGACGAAGAGUCGAGGUGUCGAAAGCCUUUCACGACAUGAACUCAUUUCUCAAUCUGCAGCGCAUCAAGGAAAUCUUCGACAUCAGCAUCUAGCAGUAUUAAUGAGCUUACUUGAUCGAUGUCUUGCCAACGGUGACUAUAUCCGUGCGGGUCGUGCAUGGGGAUUGAUAAUCCGCGAACAUUUCGGAGGGCGCCCUAUAGACAUACGAGUUGGCGGUCGAUGGGGCAUUGGCGCCGAGAUUCUUCUACGGCAGGGCCAGCAGAAGUCUACUGAACCACCUGAAAGCGACAGAGGGGCUUUGCUUUCGAUUCUUCUACGGCAGGGCCAGGAGAACUCUACUGAGCCACCUGAAAGCGACAAAGAGGCCAGUGGAAGAGCGGAGGAACCCGACGAACUUUUGUUCACCAGGGAUGGAUUCGAAAACGCCAAAUUAUAUUAUGAAACGCUCAUCAUUCAACAUCCGUAUCAAAAAACGAUGCCCAACGCUACCAGCGCAUUACACUUUUACCCAGUCAUGUUCAGCCUGUGGAUUUAUGUCACGCAGGAGGAGAGCGCACAUGCGCGAAAAACUCUUGAUAAGAGAGAUUUAAAAUCAUCUACAGAGGCUUCAGACGAGGAGGACGACCAAUCUGACCCCGAACACCACGCCUAUCGAUCGGCCAGGCGUCAGAGCAUGGUAGCGGGCAUUAGGGCAAAUGAGCUGGUCGAAGCUCAGAAAAUUGCGGCGAGGAUAGACGAAAUUAUCCUAUCACCACCCUACUCGGAUAGUCCCGAACUGCUUGAGCUACGGAGCAUGGUGUCCUUGUGGAUUGCCGAUUUGUUCGUGUCAAGUUUGCCUUCUGGAGGAAAUGAUGGUGGCACUCUCGAGGAUCAGAACACGAGAGAAGACGAUUCCGACGGCGACGAUGUUUUUAUGUCCACAGAAACCCAGUACGACUCUGUGCAAGCGAGGCGAGACCGGAGGCUGGCUAUGGAGAAAAAGCAAAUGGAGAUGGAGAAAUCGCAAGAAUUCCUGGAAAGGGCCCAACUGCGGAAACAGGGGGUUGCUUCGAAACUAGAGGAUUUUCAUAUUGACACGGACGAUGACGAUGACAUUUCUCUUCAUUCUGUCGAGCCAUAUUGAAUGUGUGGGUGCAUACAAAAUCCGAGCAGCAGAACUAAUGAAUAUAUAAAGUAACACGAGGUUAUCCUUCAAUUACCACUUCGCCUGCAAUAUCUGCUGCUCGAAAAUUAAAUCUUUCCUUGCUCGCAUGAUGAAUCUAAAAACUCAAUUAGACAAUCUUCAAAGAUAUAACCUGCCAUUGUGCUACAAGGAGCAUGUGGUGUAACUUAUGCC